Nothobranchius furzeri (turquoise killifish) is the source of this 7252-nucleotide messenger RNA. The record is from RefSeq and is a predicted model, not a curated record. Lineage: Eukaryota; Metazoa; Chordata; Actinopteri; Cyprinodontiformes; Nothobranchiidae.
UACAGCCUCGUUUAAAGUAAGAUUUUACCUUCAUUGAGCGAGGCCUUUCCUCCAUUCCCUUCACACACGUUUUUCAUCAUAAAACGUGCUGCUGUGACUGAAGAUUUUACAUAAAAAACAAGAAAGUCUCCAACCAACUGUAAUAAUUGCAAUUACAAAUUUGAUGGCAAAAAAGACAAAAUAAAAAUGUGUCCUAGAUAACUUAUAUUAAUAUAAAAACAGCUGAGCUGAAACAGUAAAAACAUAUAUAGUCCUCAAAGCCUUUUCAUAUCUGGAGGGUUAAAGCUAAUAGAAAUGUCAAACGAGCAGAAAUGAGGUUCAGAUUUAAGUUCGGCUGAGAAUAAAAACAGAAAGAGCGGUUGCAGUAACCAGCAGCUACCAGCAGGUGGCACCAACUGCCCGUUGAACCGUCUGUUCAUUUACUUACUCCCUACAGACUUCCGGUUCUUUAAUUAAACGUUGAGGCGAUUAAACGAACUAAAAGCUUUUCUUGUGGAAUCAUGGGACAGCCUCGUCUCAGCUCUAUGACGACAGCGAGUCCUUAAAACCAACCAGACAAAUCAGGACUUGCCUGAUUUUUAAAACAAGUAGCACGUUAUGAAUGGAGAAUGACGAAUAAAAGUAAACGAGUGACAUACAUCAACUGAGCGUGGUUAUCCAAUCCUGAAAUAUUCUUAACUUGCUCUCUGCUUUAUCUGCCAAUAACUGGAGACUUUUAUUUUGAAAGCGCCUCCGGGACCUAUCCGGUUUGCUGCUGAGCUUGACGCAUCGUUCAGCGCGCGCCUUGCGGUAACAGACCUCAGACUUCACGCAGAGCGCGGAGACGCAGGAGCGAGCAGAGAGACGCGGAAAGGAGACCAAUUCGUCUCCGCGUGGAGCCCCGCCGCUUCCGGGAGGCUCAUGGAGACCGGAGCCCUGCUCGUCCGAACCGGACGCCGUUCACCGCAGCAGCUCCGUUAGGUGUUCUCCAUCCAGGACUAACUGGUUGACCAAUGGCUCCCAAACAUGCGCUCCUCUCCAGCAGUGGCCCCGGGGCCUGGCGAGGGACUGGCAGAACACAAGACUGUUGUUUCCGGGUGGCACGGGUCCUGAACGCGGGCGAUGUGUCCGUCCGCUCGCCCAGGAACGGGAGCAGGUUGCGGGUUCCGAACGGCAUGCUGGCCCGGGUGUUUGUGAGCAUCAGCGCGGUGCUGAUCUUGAUGAUGCAGAGCUGCGAGGCUGCUGAAGCGGCUGAGGAGGAUCGUUAUCUGUUGACCGACUCACCUCUGGACCCCACGCUGCCGCCCGGCCUGAUUGCAACUCCUUGGUUGAGAUACGGAGCUCACGUUGAAGACAAAGAUGCUCCCGUCGUCGGGCCCGAGGCUGGUCCCGGACCUUGGCCCGAGGGAAAAGUGUUUGCUGAGACGAGGACAGCAGUCCAGACAGGAGCAGGAGCAGGAGCGCGCUCUCCAGCGGGUGGAAACGUCUUCGACGGGGCUGGGAUUAUGACCGAAACUCGUGCUUGGGCCGAAGCCAGUUGGAGGCCCGUCGAGGCAGAAAGGGACGUCCUGCGAGGCACACCCGGAGACCCAGCUUCCAUGCUGCGGCGGGAGACAGGCGAGGAGGAGGCCUUCUCAUCAGUUCUUUCCUCGCUGACAGAGACGAGCGAACUGCAGACGCCCACAGUGAGAAAACCGAUAGGGCUGCUAUCUAAAGCUGCUUGGACCAAAACCUUGUCUCCUUCAUCAUCCAAGGCCUCCUCCUCCACAGCAAAAGCAUCCUCCUCACCCUCCUCUUCCUCUUCCGGCUCUCCAUCUAGUAAAGCAGACAAUCGGACAGCAGCAACAACACAUGGAGACAACAACUCCUCCAGCAACAACAGUUUUGCAGAGGAGUCUGUGAGCAGCCUGCCGGCCUGGGAUCUGCCCACUGUGCCUGAAUCUCAGCUGUCCACGGUGGGCGACCACGACAUCACGCUUCCUGCUAACAUCACCAGCCCUUUCUCCACCCACCAGUGGAACACCACCAUGCCGAUCCAUCCCAGAACCUCCUUGCGGAACACAACCACAGCAGCCACCACCAUAAAAACAUCUCCGUCAGCCACUGCCACCACCUCCACGCCGUUGUUCCCCACCACAGUGAAAAUGCCACCAGGAACCACUACGGUGUGGCAAAAUACCAGCAAGGACGCCACAACCAGCGACAGCCUCAAGCUGACAACGGUUACCACGACAACGCCUUCAACGACCAGCCUAACGGUUAUGAGUGCAGAGGCGACGACGCAGGUGCCGACCAUUGAUAGCUCGGCAACCCUACCAGCAAACGCCACGACGGCUACAACUGAACAGGAAACGACAAGCCUCAGUGAAACAACAGCUACACCUCUGUCUACAACCAUGCAGACCCCCACCACAACCCCAACUACAACUGUUCCUCCAACCACAACCACCACACCAACUACCACCACCACCACAGCAUCAACCACUACCACUACUACUACUACUACUACUACUACUACUACUACUACACCUGCCACCACCACCACCCCUACUACUACCACCACUACUACUACCACAACAAAGGAACCUACAACCACUGUGUUCGUCCCAGCCCAAACCACACCUCUUCUGACUACAACCACAGCAUCUCCCUCCACCACCAGCGCCGAGGACAUCCAUCUUCCAUGCAACGUGACUGAGAAGUUCUGGGUCAAAACAGUUCUGUCCAUUGAGCUUCGCCGGAACCAUCUGGACCUGAUUCUGAAACAGAACCUGUCGAAAGGACUGAGCCAUGCCCUGCAGAGGGCCCUGAACGAUUCCAGUGCCAGCGCUCAGUACUGAGGUUUGUCGGGCCGACGGACAACGUCUUCUCCUGCGGCUUCGUCCGGAUGUUGGAGCAGCGGCUGGAGAACGCCUUCGAAGAGGCUCAGGAUAAAGUCCUGGAGACCUACAGCAGACUCACCGUGGAGAUCCUGAGUGUGUCCCAGGAGCCGGGCUCCCCCUCCGUUUCUCUCGUUUAUUUGGUGAAAAACCAGGACGCAGUUCUGAACGGGACGAUCUCCAGCGGUCUCCUCAACCAGCUGACUGCAGAGCUGGUGGGAUACUUCCUGUUCUACCCUCCGCUGGUCAUCGCCGAGCCUCUUGAAUACCACAAUCUGAACACGUCUGCAGUGACCAGGAACUUCUGGGUGAUCACAGUGAUCCAGGAUGUAGACAGCUCCUCUCUGGAGGCCAACUACCAGAGCUUUGCUAGUCUGAUGGAGCAGCGGCUGGCCGAGCUUUUCCUGGUAGCGGGCAGGCAGGGCCCUCAGACCGCCAGAUCCCGGCGGGCCACCACUGUGGGCGGCUACACCGUGCAGAUGGUGAGCAUGCGUCGGCUUUCAGGUCCGAAGAACCCGGCGGAGAUGACCUACUACGUCCAGCUGAACGGAGAGCCCAUGACAGGAGCCGUCGCUGCGAAGACCCUCAGCAGUCUGGAUUCCCAGACCAUGGCUCUGACUCUGGGGUACUUCGUACAAGUUCAGGCUGAACCUGUGGUAAAGACGCCGCCCGGCAACCUGUGGAUCAUGGCCGUUCUGACGCCUCUCUUCUUACUGAUGGUCGUGAUCGGAAUGGUGGCCUUCAUCGUCUGUAAGAGGAACCGGGUCAUUUUCAAAACGGGAGCAUUCAGGACCUUCAAAAGCCGCUCCAAGACGUCAUAUCGAAGGGAGGGCAGUUACCACCACCAGCCUGUCCAGGGCUUCGACUACGCUAAGAAGCACAUGGGUCGAAAUGAUGAGACCAUCUCGGUUACCAAGGAGACACUGGUUUCAGGGCUUCCUGUUCGAGACGCUCCGCUGUUGCUUUCAUUGGAUAAAAAAGUCCUUCAGGAAGGGACGGCAAAUAAAAGGCCUCCAUCUGCGGAUCUUCACAAAGGAGGACAGUUGCCAAGCGAUGAGGACGGCUCAGUGUCGAGCAACAGCUCAGGGAAGCAGAACACCAGCAAGAGCUCCUCGGCCCGGAGGACCGCAACUGGCAGCAGCAGCAAAAACGCCAAGGAGGAGCUGCACAAAAGGGGCACCAAUGAUCUGUACGAAGACCACUCCAGCUCUCUGCGCCUCAUCACCAUUAAGCCCAUGACGGCCCAGCCGACCUACUCCUACCCCUCGUCCUCGUCACACAGCCAGGACUCCGUGGUCGUGAAUGGGGAGGCGAAUCACGUGGGUCUAAAACAGAAGUCGGACAUCGAGCACUACAGGAACAAACUGCGCCAAAAGGCCCGGAGGAAAGGCUACGGAGAGUUCUCCCUCUCCGAGAGCCUGAACCACGGCUACGGUCACCGAGAUGGCAGACACCAUCGACUCGAGAAUGGAGGCAAAUCGCCGAUGACCGCUGAGGAGAAAAGGGCCUCGUUUGCAGGAUGCCACAAGAGGUACUCCCACCCGCGAGAACCCACCUACUGGAGCCGACAGUCCCUGAGCAGCCCGAGUCCGGUGGAGACGGAGAUGGACCUGCUGGUACUCAGGGAGAGAUCCAGGAGAGGCAUCCGCAAUAACGGCUACGACGGUGAACCGGAACCGUUUGAGGAGACCAACAUGGACCGUUUGAUGAGCUCUCUGGGUUAUGGAGGUGGAUCCACUGGAACUGGGAACGGCAGCUUAGGGGUGAAAGCUCAUCGCGGCUCCGACUCCUCCACACUCAGCUCGCAGCCAUCCAUUGACGAGGUCCGCACGCAGAUGCACAUGUUGCUAGGCAACACGUUCAGCCUGGCGCCUCCGGACCAUGACCCCCCCUCCCCUCCAGCCAACCAUCACCACCGCCAUCACCACCACCACCAUGCUCACAGUGCCUACAACCCGUCCCGCACCAGCCACUACAGCGACGGGGUGACCAGCGCCCCAGGGACCAUGAACCACCCCUGUGGGGGCCGGCAGUGGAGCGCGGGCUACGAGGACAUGCACCAGUGUAGCCUCCCUAAACCAGGGUUCCGCUUCACCCAGCUCCCUGAUUUGAGUAUCGGCUCUCCUCCUCCACUAAUCCCCUCCAGACCAGGACCUCCACCCGGGACCUCAAUACGAUGUAACAGCUCCACCCCUGAUGUGAGUCUGAAGCCCCGCGUGUCCGAAGCCUCGGAGCACAACGGCGCCCCCUAUCUGCCGCUCUCCAGGACGCCCUUCCCUGCUGUCUCUGUGGACCAGUCCAUCAGCACCUACUCAGGAAAUCCAAUAACAGCGGUCUACGCCAUAUCAGCCAACCGUCCAGGCUACUCAGAUUACAUCGUCAUGUCUCCGCCGUCCUCGUACCGGAGCCCGUCCUGGAUGUCCUACCCGCCUGAACCCGAGGACCUGCCGCGGCAGUGGAACGACACGCCUAACUCAUGUCACCUCGAGACCAUCUGCUGAAACCCACCGGCAGCGAUACCGAGCCGAAACACUCGGUGUCUCUCUGGCUGCACAGACGACCUCCUUCCCCUCUCAGACCUCCCCUUCCUCACAGCUCGUCUCUUCGUCCCAGAAUCCUUUGUCUUUUACCGACGAGAACCUCGCCCGUACUCCUCUCUGUUCUGUAAUCUGAGCACCGAGCCUCGCCGGUCCCUUCUGGCUCUUGUGGAUCUGUAGCUCCGACAUCGACUGCCUCUCCUGUGAAGACCGGUGCUGUACAGCUGGAGGCCCGUCACACUGGUGUUUGGAUCUGAGUCCAGAACAACGUGACCAUCGUGCAGUAGCUGCCGUCCUCCCGGCACUCCAUGGCCCUCGGUUAUCAGUACAUUACUGCCCAGGCCAAGACCGGUGCUCCUCAUCUGAGCUGAGGUGGACCGGACCGGACCCCGAGGUCCACCAUGAAGCCAGGACAGCUGAGCGGACUUUAAACUGUGCGUUUUUCAUCCAGAUCCCCGUGUAGACCUCCUACAGCUGGAGAUUAUGUGUCAUUUUAAUCUUGAGUGAGAAAAACAGAAAAACUGAAAAAAAAAAUCUCGUCUUGAGUCGUCUCAGUUUUAGUUUUUGAAUAUUUGUGUGCUUUCGUCUUAUACUUUUGUGCAUUGAUUAUUAUCAAUGGAUUAAUGUACAAAAUAGCUGGGGGGGUGUAAGUGCUGCUGUUUUAAGACGAGAAGGAUGUUCUGCUCUCGGAGGCGGAGAAGGUUGUGAUUAUGAUGGAUUUUCUAUCAUUUUAAAAUCAAUUCUUUAACUUUUCCUUCAACAGACUAAAGAAAAGAAGAGGCAGUGUCUCUCUUCUGUCGAACGCCUGAUUAGGAUGUCUGUUCUGUUUGUGCGACUCCACCAAAAACAGACGCUCUGCUCUGGAGGAGCCACGCUCCGAGCCGCCAGACGGCUUCUGUACUCUGCUGUAAUAAAAAACAGAUUUAUUCACCUGAGCCUCUGAGGACGAGGCUCAGGUGAGCCUCGUCCACGUGUUCAGCUGUAAAUAGCAGACUUAACAAAAAGAUUUAUGCAAGUAGUUCGGGUUGGAAGCUUUGCUCGACGUUUUCCCGACACCACUUCCCUCCCUGCUCCGCAUUAGUGAUGAAGAGACUGUCUCUGGGACCCCCGGAGGGCGGCGCGCGCUUCAGCAUCAGCCGGCGUCUCACAACCGUUUCAAAGCAGCGAGUCGUGAGUCGAGUCGAGUGCAGCUGCAGUGUUUUUAACACGUCGCCAAUAGCCAUAAAAUAGCGGAACUGAUGCAAUAUUUUAAUACGAAGAAUGUCGAAGCCUAAAUUUUCUUGUUUUUACUGAGAGGACUGGCUGUGUUUGAAGCUUCUGGUCGUUUAGGUGUUAGUGAAGGAGAUUAUAGCCAUAUGUUAACAUCAGUUAGUGAACAGAUUAGGAUUAUAGAGUCUAAAACUAAAACCUGAAACCAAAAUAAGUAAUAUGGCAACAAUGCUCAGUAUUUUGUUCUAUUUGAAGCUAAAACUGCUUUAAAUCCACUGAAACUACUCAGACAAUGAAGGACUGUCGUCUUCUUCCACUUCUGGCUUCUUCCUCCUCUUUUUGCUGUCGUUUGAGUUUUAACCGAAAGUAAAGUUAUGGUGCGAGAUGACGGAAGUGUAUGAUCAGUGCUUUGAGUCGUCACUGUCACCCCAAACAUGUCCACGCCACCCUCGCCGUACGGCCGUGUCGCCGUCUUUCCGCUCCAGAUGCCUUCAGCAAUCAGGAGUUUUGGGUUAUUUUCUAUUUAUUUUGCUGUCUGAUGAAACUUUGACUUCAUGGUGGUGCUGAUGAUGGCAACGAUGAACGCUCAUGGAUGUAAUUAAGAUGGUUUUUGGUGAAUUUAAACAAUAAAUACAAACUAGAAUGGUG